GGUUCGAGUUGCCCGCCUUGACAAUGCGAAGAGCAAGCAAGUGAUCCCUCCACGAUGGCGUGACAGUCCACUAAUAAACCAACCACCCAUCCGUGUUGCUACAAUCGUAGUAGUAGACCAUGAACAGCACCUUGGGACAAAGCCAACUGGCCAGCAGCGAUCAGCAGAACGAAGAGCGAUUCAAGGCGAUGGAUGCCAAGACGAAGCAAUCGUCGGAAGAAGAGAAAAAUGGAGUGGACUCUUUGGUGUCGUCAUUGGCCGACAAGAAGAGAAAGGAUUUGGACUUGUUGUGUCAGUAUUUGACCGAACCGCACAAGCAACAACAGCCUCCAGAAGACCAAGCUUUGCAGAACCAAAAGACUGCUUCUAGUAGUUUCUUUUUUACCAAGAAAAAGUCAGCUCCUCCUGCUCCAAAACCAUUUUUCCUCGAGCAGCCCACGGUCCAAGAAAUAAAGACACCCGUCAAAAAGAAGAAGAAGAGUCCUUCUCUUUUGAACGAGCAAGAUGCUCCAUCGGAGGGCUCCUCCUCCGCCAGCUGGACGUUUGUACGCUGCCUGGUCCUGGAUCUUCCCUUGAUGCUUCUCUUUGUGAGUUUGGCCGUUGUCUAUGGCAUGCGAACCGCGUGGACUCAGUACUACAUGCCCAUUAUGGAACGAGCUCGACGCACGGAUGCUCACUUGUUGGAAGAGUACACAUACUAUGAACGCGGUUGUUUGGCGGAAGAUGUCACCAAAGGAUUCACACACAGCACUGGCAACACGACAACCGAACAGUCUUUGGACACGUUGCUCCAACACGGUGCCACCACCGUUCCCAAAUUGCUGAGACCACAAACCAUUGCCAGACUCCGCAAGUACCUGCGAUACAAGAACAAAAUGAUUACCGAUGAAGAAGCAUUUCCAAUGUCGCAAGGACACCAGCGAUUGAGCUAUGGAAUUGAAGCUACCGAAGACUUUGCCAUUUCCGACGCUUUGGCCGAAAUUACCUCGCACAAAUUGCUCCCAGACUUGUUGGAGCAAGUUUUGGGAGUGCCCGAUCCAGCUCUGACGGAAAUUACUGCCAUUACAUCCUAUUAUGGUGCCGAGGAUCAAGUCAUUCACUCGGAUACCAAGUCCGAUGGGUAUGCCGGUCAAUUCGCCCGGACGUACGCGCACACAUACUCGCUCUUUAUCCCCGUGCAAGCCAUUACAGAAAGGAUGGGUGUGACCCAGUUGUGUCCGGGAACCCACUAUUGUACCAACAGCAUGGAAGAGGUCUGUCUUCGGGAAAUGAUUGGAGUCAAUCAAGCUUUUAAGGACAAUGUUUGGAAGGCGGGUGACGGCGUCUUGUUGAAUCAGCAAGUCUGGCAUGGAGGAUCCAAGCACACGGAUCCACGUAACAAUGAACGCAUCCUGUUCAUUGUCAGCUUUACUGCCAGGCCCCAACUUGGCAAAGACCAUCGACAGCUAGCAAGAGGCACUUACUUCCACAUGAAAUGGCUCAUGUGGGGACAUACGUGGAGUGACAUUGCUACGGACGAAGCCAUGAGCAUGUCCUGGCCAUUCAACAUUCUCCGUUCGUUGGCACUUUGGAAACCAAGCAAUAAGAAAUGGGGGUACGACUUGUUGCUGUCGGCAGCGUUGCGGGCCACGAAUGGGCAAAAUGGAAUGGAAGCGGAGGAUCUACAGACGUUUAUCCAACUCAAGAUGGAUGGUUUGUUUCACGUGCCAAAAUGGCUUCAAGGAGACUUUUCUGAAAAGCCCAAUGCGUGGAAAACAUAUGUUCAGGAGACUCUUGAUAGACUCUUUAUGUUUCUGCAGGCGGUCAAUGCGGUGGUCUUGACGGUGUAUUUGAUGUUGGCUGUCAUUGUCAGCUUGGUUUCUCGACCCCGUUCCGCAAAACACGGCAUGUCCAGGCUGGGAGCUGUGCUGGUUCGGCUGAUUGUCACACAUGGCCUAGUUGCUUUCAUCACUUGGUCUGUUCUUACAAAAGUUGAAACGUCACCAUGGGGGAGCAACAUCAAGAAAGGAUUGACCUUUCGACGCCCGUUUCCGACAGAUGAUGAGUUUACUUCACAACGAUUUGAGGCCGACCCAACUGUCCCAGAAGGUCCUACAACCUUUCCUGAUCGCAUGGAUGUGCUCUUUGGAACUCGCUAUGAUUCUCCUUACUUGGGAUCCUACAAUCGUUGGUUGGACUAUCACCCUGGGAAUCAAAUCUUUCAAGCCGCUGUAGCUUCCAGAGCCGCUGCUUACCCAAUCUUCAACAGCAAUGACAACAAUCACCAACCCGUCCUCUUGCAAAAGUUGGUGGACGAUGCUCUAGCAGAAGUGUCGAAAAACACCAACGGCGGUCGCAUCUUGCAGCAAGAUCAUUUGAGUGGUGACUGGGUUGUUUUGGGAAACAGGGAUGCAAUGGAAAUGGUUCGAACGGUCAUGGCAACGGAGUCUUCUGUCAUGCGAAAGGCACUCAAUCAACAAAUCAGCUACCUUGUCGCUGACUACCGAUUUGGCUAUCAUCGUGGCACGGCUCUGGCUAUGGAAUCAAUCCUCUAUUUGCAACAAUUUCGCCAGCGUCUGCUGGCAACCACACAACCGUUGCAUGCCACAACCUCUUCUACGGGUUACACGCCGCUUGACCAGGAGAAACCUGCCCGUGAAGCUUGGACAGUCCGCCCCAGACCCUUUGUCACGGAACGUUUGACAAUGACGACGACAGUACCCGCCUUUGUAUGGAGUCCAUCCAGAGUACCGGUACCUUCUGCUAGCAAGUCCCAGAAAGAGGAAGCUGAGCCUCGUGUGGGAACCAAGGUUAUGGCGUUCCACAGCAUUUCGAACACUUGGUACAAGGGAACCAUUGCGGAUGUGAUUGGAUCGAAUGGUGGUUCCCAGUUUGAUAUCCUGUAUGAGGAUGGCGAAUACGAAGAAAACGUGAGUAUUCGUCGCCUUCGCAAGAUGGUUCGUUUGCAAGAGGGAGUGCGAGUAUCGGCAGUCAUGGAAGAUGAUGAUGUCUAUCAGGGAACUGUGAGCAUGGUGUAUCCGUCUGGAAAUGUGGACGUAAUGUUUGAUGAUGGGGAAGUGUUGCAGGAAGUCUCGCCAGAAGAAGUCGACAUUAAGUAUCCACCCUUUUAGAGGCUGAGAGGGAGAUAUAAUCGGAGUUAAUUGGGUGCUCUUGUGCAUGUUUCUAUUGGGCACUGUUAUUGUAACGGCAAAGAACGAAGGAACCACUUUCCUGCGCCCAGCCUAUGGCGUUAAGUUAUAACACGCUGUAAUCACAGAAUAAAUAUUCAGUACUAUACUACAUUAC
This is a messenger RNA of Seminavis robusta, 3285 nucleotides long. The record is from the annotation of a GenBank genome assembly. Lineage: Eukaryota; Bacillariophyta; Bacillariophyceae; Naviculales; Naviculaceae.